GUAACGUCUCAUCUCUCCAUCUCCUCACCGAUUCGCUCUUUUUCGUCACUCAUUUCGACCCACUCACUAACCGUCUGCAACACCGUUCAUGGCUGCCGCUUCGCUGCUAGGACCGUCUCCUUCCCCCAUCUCGUCCCCUCGCCGCCUCCUUCCCUCUUCCCUUCGCCUUUCUAGAGCCCCUCCUGCUCGAUUUCGUCGCUCGUUUGCUGUCCCCGCCGCUUCUUCCUCCCCCACCUCCCCUCUGGAAGCUCUCAUCUUCGACUGCGACGGCGUCAUCCUCGAGUCGGAGCACCUCCACCGACAGGCCUACAACGAUGCCUUCGAUCACUUCUUGGUCCGCUGCCCCUCCUCCUCUUCGUCGCAGCCGCUGCACUGGGACUCCGAUUUCUACGACGAGCUCCAGAAUCGAAUCGGCGGUGGGAAGCCCAAGAUGAGAUGGUACUUCAAGGAAAAUGGAUGGCCUUCUUCUUCGAUCUUUGAGACACCUCCGUCCAGCGAUUCUGAAAGGGAGAAGUUGAUCGAUGUCAUCCAGGACUGGAAGACUGAAAGAUACAAAGACAUAAUCAGGUCUGGUUCUGUAGAGGCUCGACCUGGUGUCCUGCGGCUGAUGGAUGAUGCCAAGGGUGCGGGUAUUAAAGUUUCUGUUUGCUCUGCAGCAACUAAGAGUUCGGUUAUUUUGUCACUUGAAAAUCUUCUUGGACUCGAGAGAUUUCAAAGUCUUGAUUGCUUCCUUGCAGGUGACGAUGUCAAAACAAAGAAGCCUGAUCCCUUGAUUUAUGUUACAGCUGCAAAGAAACUAGGUGUGCAAGCAAGCAACUGCUUGGUAGUGGAGGAUAGUGUUAUUGGGCUACAGGCAGCUACUGGAGCUGGAAUGUCAUGUAUAAUUACUUACACAUCUUCUACUGCAAAUCAGAACUUCAGUGAUGCAAUUGCAACAUAUCCAGAUUUAAGUGAUGUCAGGCUUGAAGAUCUUAUAUUGUUACUUCAAAAUGCUCUGAUUGCUGCAAGCUAGUUGGAUCAAUCUGAUACGGCCAAUGAAAUAUAAUUUGGGCCAUGGUGCACUCCAGACACUGAGGACUGAGAUGAUUUUUUAAUUGCAAGUCUCAAAGAAACUGGGAUUUAAGUCUGGCAUGAAACUAUAUAAAAUAUUCUCUUUUAUAAACUUUGAAAGUUGUUAAAUUGGGUUGCAAGAGUAGUGUUGUAUAAAACAUUUCAUUUAAUUUUAAAAAAAAUAUUCGGAAAUA
Messenger RNA from Zingiber officinale, 1244 nucleotides. RefSeq names its product haloacid dehalogenase-like hydrolase domain-containing protein At4g39970. The record is from RefSeq and is a predicted model, not a curated record. The coding region runs from base 89 to 1012 and encodes 307 amino acids. The transcript is spliced from 12 exons. Gene Ontology annotation, molecular function: hydrolase activity. NCBI's taxonomy places the organism in Eukaryota, Viridiplantae, Streptophyta, Magnoliopsida, Zingiberales, Zingiberaceae.